ACUAUCAACCAGUGAAGAGAUAUGGACACUCCACAGUAAAGGUAGGAGACUACCUAUAUAUGUGGGGUGGGGACGGGUAUGGAGUAGGCUAUGAUGUGAUGGAGGUGUAUCACUUACCAAGUGGUGCUUGGGACCAGAAACCUACUACUGGUACCCCACCACCAGGUAUCUGGGCUUACUCAUCCAUCGCCAUAGGAAAGGACAUAUAUUAUUUCGGUGGAAGUGAUGGUCGUGGUUAUCAAAACAGCUUACAUUGUUUCAAUGUGGAUUCAUUCAAGUGGAGGGAACUCACUCCUUCUAAUUCUGAUCAUGGUCCAAUGAAGAAGGGCUACUGCGGAAUAAUAUCAGUUCAUUUUGACAUUGAAGACUAUCUCGUAAUAAUAGGAGGCCAUACAUCAUCUUCUACUCCAAAGCAACCUGAUGCUCAGUAUUCAGCUAGUGGUAGAU
Molecule: messenger RNA, 447 nt
Organism: Amphimedon queenslandica
Lineage: Eukaryota; Metazoa; Porifera; Demospongiae; Haplosclerida; Niphatidae
Product: rab9 effector protein with kelch motifs-like
Exons: 1
Molecular function (GO): protein binding
Source: RefSeq, a predicted model, not a curated record